Molecule: messenger RNA, 1122 nt
Organism: Symbiodinium natans
Lineage: Eukaryota; Dinophyceae; Suessiales; Symbiodiniaceae
Source: the annotation of a GenBank genome assembly
AUGCUUUGCUCCCAUGUAGACCAAUCCCUUCAGCGCUUCUUGGAUUGGUGCUUCGAAGCAGGCAUCCGUGCAGGCAGCCUGGACGUGCGAUCCUUGCGGGGGAGGGGCAGGCUGCUGCAGGCGACCCACGAGUUGUCAGAAGACGUGGAAAUCCUCUACGUGCCAGCCGAUGCGAUCAUUUCAGAAGGUGUUGCAAGUCAAACUUACCAGGCCUCACAUUGGUCGCUUGGAGUUGCGCACCGCUUGGUGGAAGAGGAUUGCUUGGGGCGUGAGUCUCGCUUCCAGCCAUAUGUUCAGCUCCUACUCGAAGGUGAGCCACAUGACCUUCAGAUCAUGGAGCGUUUGCCGGGGUGCGCAGGGUCUCUAGCGCGUGAGAAGGUCAAGCUUCGUGCGCUGCACAUCGCUGAGCUUUGCGCUGCCAUGCCAACCUGUACCGCUGAUCGCGCAGCCCGCGCAGUGUACGCGGUGGAUUCGAGGACGGUCUACUCGCAUCCAGCUCAAGCUCGCGCUCUUGUUCCAUUCUUCGAUUUUGUGAACCACAGUGCCUGCCCAAAUGCACGCUGGACCAUGGACUCUGAUGGUUCUCUCCGGCUCGUCACCACUACACGUGUAGAGAUUGGUGAGGAGGUGACUAUUUCUUAUGACUCGAUUCCCAACGCGCGCUUGCUCGUGACCUAUGGCUUCGUGCUGGAUGGUGAAGGACCACACAGGAGCGUCGACUUGAAUCUGCCAUUUGGGAAGCUGCCAGACACUCUGGAUGAGGGCGGACCAGAUGCAAAGCAGCCUGUGCAGGUACAGAUUCUUGGCAAUGGGACACUAAGAAGAAGAGCUCCAUUAGUACCUCUGCUGCACAACCUCUGUUCGCGCUCUGAGACAGUGCUCGCGGAACAUCUUGCGAAGCAGGUUGCAGUGGAGCUCGAGCAAUGGCAAGCUGCAGAUGCCAAGGAAGACAGUCGACUAACCUUGUUAAUCGACAUGAGUGUUGAGGUGUUGCAGAGCUUUCUUGAACGGAUCUUGUCCUGGAUUCAGGCAGCCGAUGCGAAGCCACUCAUGUCUGCACUGGGCCCGCCGGAAGAGGCCGUGACAGGUCACAGCACAUCAGAUGAUUCACAGGACAGCUGA